AUGGAGGACGCCACCACUUCUCCCGAUCCGCUGGGACUUGUCUCGUCGCUCUACGGCCCCGGCACGACCGGCGCCUGGAUGCUGUCGGGCCUGGCGCUGCUGCUCUCUUGGUCACUUGAGCGCAAGACAAGCGACGACUGGGUGCUGAGUGCUGACCUCGCUGCAUUCCUGCUCAUCCCCGCCGUGGCCGCUACCGAUAUCUUCUAUCAGCUGUCUGGAACGUCUGAAGCCUUCCGCGGCGAUCCGACCGACACGAAAUACUCGGCGCGUCAGAUGGCCCUGCAGGCGCCCUUCGUGCUGUGUCAUGACUUUGUCGGUGCCGUCAGCCUGCCGUGCGCCUUUAUGAUUGUCGCCAACCUGCGCGUAGGCGGCCCGCUGCUCAAGGCCCGUCUCGCAUGGCUGAUCCCCGUUCACGUGUACUGCACGCUUGCAGUCAUGGUGGCCUACUCGGCGAACUCGGCGCGAGCUAACUACCAAGUUGUGCCCCUCGGCGGGUGGUCGUUCCACGUCGGCGACGGCCAGCAUCUCGUCAUCACGAUCAGGGCUGCCGAGUUCUUGUUCCAUCCGGUGGCAUUGUUUGCAGAUGGCAAGCUGGUCCGACGAUUUGCCGUCUUCAGCUGGGUGAAGAACGGGUUGCCCCACUUGCUUGGCACACUGAUCUACUAUGUCUUCUGUUGUUGCGACAGCGUAUCUGUCAUGAUCCACUUCGCCAUGUAUACGGGGCUGAUGCCGCAGUCGGCAACGAAACUGGGCGAGCUGGACCAGACGAUUGCGCUUGUGGGCGGGUUUCUUGUGCUGGGAUCUUCAGUAGGUAGCAUCGUGAGGAGCUGGCAUCGGCUUCUAGACGAUGGGGAGACCAUCUGGUCAGUCCUCAGUCGAAGAUUGGGUCUGCUGUCUGCCCCGAGCCUGGGCCAGCAAAGCUGGCCUGCUCCACAGAGAUAG
Messenger RNA from Verticillium nonalfalfae, 942 nucleotides. RefSeq lists its product as uncharacterized. NCBI's taxonomy places the organism in Eukaryota, Fungi, Ascomycota, Sordariomycetes, Glomerellales, Plectosphaerellaceae. The transcript has a single exon. The coding region runs from base 1 to 942 and encodes 313 amino acids. The record is from RefSeq and is a predicted model, not a curated record.